This is a messenger RNA of Colletotrichum karsti, 3372 nucleotides long. RefSeq lists its product as uncharacterized. Gene Ontology annotation, biological process: response to starvation; autophagy. Gene Ontology annotation, cellular component: cytoplasm. Lineage: Eukaryota; Fungi; Ascomycota; Sordariomycetes; Glomerellales; Glomerellaceae. The coding region runs from base 1 to 3372 and encodes 1123 amino acids. Gene Ontology annotation, molecular function: protein binding. The record is from RefSeq and is a predicted model, not a curated record. The transcript has 2 exons.
AUGGACAUUUUAUCAACAGGUUCGAAGAAGGACAGAAAGAACGCCAGAGAUGGUGCAGUUAGCGCCGCGGUGACGAAACUCGCCGCGGGCAAGUUUGCAAACAGUAGUCCUUCAAAGAGUCCUCCGUCGGAUGCAUCGUCGCCCCCCGUAAACUCACCCGAUAUCAGACCUAUCGCUCAAGGCCCGUCGCCCUACGAUGGGCACCCCACUGUUUCGCCGACCUUGGAUGCUCUUUCCACGACCUCGGUCUCAGCGAGCACUGCAGCAAGCACAAAUCACGAAUGGGCAAGAGGAGGUCUCGCUGGUUCUCCAGGCAACUUGAUCAGCCUCAUGGGCGAAUCUCCGCCAACCCAGCCGUCUUCCUACGAGGAUUCUAGCCGCCUCCACCACGGAUGGGCCGUCCAGCGCCAGUCCCUGACUCCCCAGACGGCGUCUCCUUCCCCUCCGAGCAGCAUGCCCAACCAUAUGAAGCGCCCCCUCAGCUUCCAAAUGGAUGCUCAGUAUCCACUCGAAGCCUAUCAUCAACCGGCGGCAGCUGCAGCCUACCGCCGCAGCUCCAUGCAAUCGCAGCUGUCCCACGCCAGAGUUGGCUCGCUUCCCCCGCUUCCCCACCAGGUACAGCCGCAUUUUUAUGGCGCUCCGGACCUCGAUCUCGACAUGGCUACCAAAGCUGGAAUGAAGGCUGGCGACAAGGGCUACCACUUUGGCUUCGAUACUCUGCCGUCUCCCCACACCGAGUUCCUUCCGGGAUCGGACAACGUUGCGCUGGCGGGGUACGAGGGUGGCCUAGAAGUCUAUUCGGUCAAUAAGCGCGGCCUUGACCGUGUCGCCGGUCUCAAGGGACUUAGAGGUGGUGUCUACAACGCCAAGAUCUUGCCUUGGUCGACCCCGGGCGACAAGACAGAUGCUUUCCCGCUAGUUGCCGUCGUCGUUCACGGUCCGGUUCUACCACAGGCAUCGCCAGAAAUCGCUAUACAGACAGCAAACGAGACGAUAGCAGAAGAACGGGUCGAAACUCCCGGUAGUCCUCGCGCAGACGGCAGUCAGAAAGGGGGUCCAUCUGGACGUUUCACGCCAUCCAUCGAGUUCUACCAGACGUCCGUAGAGCUCUACUCCCUCAAGUCGGGCAAGCUUAUCGACGUGCUUCUCCAAGCUCCUAAAGUGCCGCUCUCAACCCCAGUCACCAGCCCCAUCUUCAAAGCACCGCCUCCGACAGGCGCUUUCACGAUCAAAGCUGAUGCUGGCAACAUCGUCGUGGCUUCAGGUGCUAGUGGAGAAUGCUGGAUCUACCGCCAGAUCGUGGACAGUGUCGAUGGUCCUGUUCGUGUUGGCUGUGUUGGCAAGAUCUGGACCAGUCUUCAGCAACUUCCUAGAGGUGAGGUUUCCGAGGAUGCGGAGCGACGUCACUCACCAGCGCCACCGCGUCCUAAUCCUCAGACUCCGAUAUUAUCGCUCAACGGAAAAUGGAUCGCCUACUGCCCGCCGGCCGCAUCUUCGCAGAUUGCCCUCCGUGCACACGUCCCGGUUCCCAUCUUCGGCAAAGCCCCUGGCAUCUCUUCGGUCACCUCGCCUGUGCUACCCGGUGUUACCGGAUCGGUUGAUUCUCCCAUGUCGGAAAGCAUGGUGAACAAGAUCAUGCGCGAGACCACGCAAGAACUGAUUUCUGGUGCGAAAUGGGUUGGCCAACAAGGCUUAUCGGCAUGGAACUCGUACUGGAACAAGAACGCCAACCAGACGCCUCCUCAGCAAUCACGGUCGCCACCAAUGGCUGCGCAGCAGUGGACUGGCUCUUAUCCUCCUCGCCAUGAUUCGACUCAAUUUCCCCCUACCCAUGGCACUCCUGGGCAGGCCGUCACCAAAGACCCUGGACUGGUGUCUAUUCUCGACAUGGACAACUUGCCGACAUCAGCUACGUUGCAUCCUCUGAUCACAUUUACGUCUCCUCUUGGUUGCAGCUUCUUGUCCUUCUCGCCUACUGGGUUGUCCCUGUUCACGGCAAGCGGAAAGGGUGAUGUGCAGACCGUUUGGGAUCUGAUGUGCAUUCAGUACACGAAGUCAUCCCCUCUCCAGGUAUCGGCUUCCAACAACGCUAUGGGCCCACGAGUUCGCCAAAUCGCCCAGUUCUCUCGAAUGACGGUGGCUCGGAUCGUCGAUGUCGCUUGGUCGAAGCCCAACGGAGAGCGAAUCGCUAUGGUCACUGAGAGAGGCACUGUUCAUCUCCUCGACAUGCCGUCGAGCGCGUUCACUUGGCCUCCACCUCGCCGCCGUAAAGCAACGGAAGAGAACGGAGCCCCCGCGUCUGAUGCGCCCAGCUCCGCCGUCUCUAUCGCAUCCAGCGCCUUUGGUGCUGCCUACCACGCCGCCAGACCUUUGAUCACUCGGCCGCGUAAGGGCAGCGCGAAUGCACAAGGUCUGGCCGGGGGAAACUUUGUUGACUCUGCGAGUGUUGGUGGAAGAGCUAUUGCUGCAAGCAUCAGCCACUCUCUCGGCAAGACCGGUGUCGCCAUCAACCAGUUGCGCCACACUGGAGAAAACCGUGUAUCUCUGCCGCAGAGCCACUCACUUCCGACAGCCUCAUGCGUCGUAUGGAUCACCGGUAGAAAGUACCACACCCUGUACGUCGUAGGCGACGGCCUCGUCCGGUCUUACCCGUCUAAGACUCGUCGCCCGGCGAGCACUCCCAACAAGCAGCGAACGCCACGAGGUCUCCGAUAUAAGGAUUUCAAGAUACCUGCGCUGCCAGAUGAUGGUUUCGCCCCCGCAGUUCGGCAGUUCAUCGACUCCGAUGAGUACCUGGACUUGUCCGACCGAGAGAUGGACGCCGGCAACACCUUGACUCUCGACCCUCGUGCCAGGCCUCUCCACGUUGAUCUGAGCGCCGAGGCGUCCAUCCCUCAGGCUGAGAUCGAAUCCAGCGCACCGUACCAGCCAUUCCAUACGGACAGGCGCGUGUCACUCUUUGAAUACGGCGGGCAAGCUGCCGCUCAAACGCCGUCGCUGGCCGCGCUCAUGGGAGAAACCAACUUGGAGGAGCGCCUUACGCCCAAGCAGAAGAAGCGUCAGCAGCGAUUCCAAGCUCAAGAUGUGCCUGUGGAAUCCAAUCUAUCGCAGGCCUGGGCUUUUGGCCAGCCACUCAACACCGUGAGGCUAGACCUUGGAAAUCACACGGUCUCAGAAGAUGAAUUCAACAUUUCGGAUGAUCACCGCGCGCUUCCACUGUCUUCGAUGGAGAGAGUUAUGCACCGUGGGGAGAACGGCGACGAAAUCGUCGUCACGACUCGUAGGCGGCGCGGAGCUCGCCAUGCGGAGGACGAGGACGGGUUUUUCGAGGAUGACUGUGAGGUACUCGACUUCGCUGAUCAGAGGGUUUGA